CGCGGGGGUCGCUCCGAGGCGGCCUGGCGCGAGUUCGCCGCCUCCUUCGUGCGCGCCGGCAUGGUGCCGCCAACCGACGCGGGCCUGGCGGCUGUGGAGGCGGCGGAGGGCGCCGCCGUGCUGCUCCUGGCGCCGCAGCAGGCGCUGACUUUCACCGGGAAGUGCCGCCUGAGAUGCCUGUACGGCGCCGUCCGCGUCCUGGGCUUCGCCAUCGGCUCGCACCAGCCGGGGCUGCCGGUCUUCUCGCCGCCCACCCACUGCGCCCUCGCCCUGGAGGCGCUGCCCGCCGCCCGCCCGCCCGCCGCCGACCCCCGGCAGCUCCGCGCCGCCGCCCGCGCCGCCAUGCGAGCGCACCGCGUCCGCCGCCAGGCGCGGGUGAAGGUGAUGGCGCGGUUCUCGCCCGAGUGCGCCGUGGUGCUGCUGGAGCACCUGGACACGCCGGUGACACGGUUCCUGCUCAGCCUCCCGCCGCUCUCACGGCUCUUUGAGGCCCAGAAAAAGGAAGAGUCUAGCUUCACAACAGAGGAUGCAGUUCUGGCAUCCGUUGGUAUUAUGAAAUGUAGCCCUGAUAAUGGACUGCUGGUGUCAGAGAGCAUGUUCCUAGCCCUGGAGGAGCUAAUACAAGCAUGUUGUGCGGAAGAUGAAGGUGUACCUGUCAUUAUGGUGUGUGGUCCAAAAAGCAUUGGGAAGUCAACAUUUAACAGAUACCUGAUUAAUCUGUUACUGAAUCGCCUUCCCUCUGUUGAAUAUAUGGAAUGUGACAUAGGUCAAACAGAGUUUACGCCGCCUGGAUGCGUGUCUUUAAGUAACGUAACAGAGCCGUUUCUUGGUCCACCAUUCACUCAUCAGCAAACUCCACGGAAGAUGGUGUAUUACGGACAGACUAGUUGUGAGCAGGACACAGAAAGAUACAUCGAUGUUGUGAAGUAUGUGUUCAACUCCUACAAGAAGGAAGUGCCUUUAGUCAUCAACACUAUGGGCUGGGUGAAAGGUGAGGGUUUGCUGCUUCUGACUGAUAUGAUUCGGCUGUUAUCACCCACUCACGUUGUUCAGAUGGAUGUGUACGACUGGAAAGCCAUGGCUCCACUCACCCCUGAGUACGUUCAUCUCGCUCCCGGCCUGUAUACCAAAGGCAAACAGCAAGGCAAGAGCAAGCAAAUGAAUCUGAGUGCGGCAGAGAGCUGGAAGUCCUCUGAAGGGGAGGAAGAUACGUCAGCUCCUGACUAUAAACUGCUCUAUGUCCAUCCGGAAUUCCCUCGAGCUGGGGUUGCAGGUGAAGCGCGAGUACAUAGCAGCAUCUUACGUGACAUGUCAAUACUUGGUUAUCUUGGUCAGCUGCAGCCUCCAGACAUAGGAUCAGUACUUCCGCUGCAUAGUUUUGUGCCAUACCAGGUACCUUUUAAUGCUGUUGCACUCAGGGUUAUUCAUACUGAUGUUGCUCCUACCAAUAUCAUGUAUGCAGUGAAUGCCAGCUGGGUUGGGCUCUGCAGGAUACCAGACGAAAUCAGAUGCCAAACCGACGGGCCAGUCUUGCUGACACAGACACCGGUCUGUGAUUGCCUCGGCUUUGGAAUUGUCCGAGGGGUUGAGAUGGAGAAGAAACUUUAUCAUGUCUUGACACCGGUGCCUCCCGAGAACCUGAGACUAGUGAAUUGUCUGUUACUUGGGAAUAUUGCUAUUCCAAACUGCGUUCUUGUGAGCCAGGAAGGAAUUGAGGGAGAGAUCCCUUAUGUCACAUCUGAAUAUAACUACAACAUUCUGGGGUCUGGGAAGCUGAAAAAGAAGAAGCAUUUCAAGAAGAGGGAGUAUACUUACCAGUGUGAUUACACUUGAAGCCUUUAGGACCUCUGACUGCAGGAUUUGUUUUAUAUGGCAAGAGGCAAGUGUAGUCACAGAAGUACUGGCUACCACAGCUCCAAGAGAUUUGGAACAAGUUUCCAAUGUGUAGAUACUAAAACAUGUCAAUUUUUAAUAAUGCUUUAUAUUUUCAGUAUGUACUUUGGUGUUUUGUAAUAAAUACGUUAAAAACGGU
Oxyura jamaicensis (ruddy duck) is the source of this 2032-nucleotide messenger RNA. RefSeq names its product nucleolar protein 9 (gene NOL9). The record is from RefSeq and is a predicted model, not a curated record. NCBI's taxonomy places the organism in Eukaryota, Metazoa, Chordata, Aves, Anseriformes, Anatidae. Gene Ontology annotation, biological process: cleavage in ITS2 between 5.8S rRNA and LSU-rRNA of tricistronic rRNA transcript (SSU-rRNA, 5.8S rRNA, LSU-rRNA). The transcript is spliced from 12 exons. Bases 61 to 1833 code for a protein of 590 amino acids. Gene Ontology annotation, cellular component: nucleus. Gene Ontology annotation, molecular function: polynucleotide 5'-hydroxyl-kinase activity.